GCCGUGUGACGUCGGUAUGUGGGCGUGAGCGUUAUGAACAUCAACAAAAGAGAGAACAAGAGAAAGGAGAGAGAAGACGAUAAGGACUAAGGUUACAUCAGAAGACAACAGAUAUGUGGAUUUAACUUGCAAUAACAGUGAAAAUACUGUGGUGAAAACACAAGAUCACUUCCUUCAGUGCCAGACAUGGACGCCUUCAAGCUGAUGAAGGAACUAAGGGUAAAUUAUGAGCAGGAGGCACAUUAUCUCCCUAAAGAGACGGGGCUGAGCCUCAUUGAGUCCACAAUAGAGGAUGACAGUCGGAUCUCGGCCAAGUGCAGAGAUGCCAAAGUGGAGGACCUGUGGAGUCUGACCAGCUUCUUUGGUUACAGCACACAGACUUUUGUCUUGGCUGUUAACCUGCUGGACAGAUUCCUGGCCAUGAUUAGGAUCCAGCCAAAGCACCUGUCCUGCGUCAGCGUCAGCUGCCUCCACAUGGCGGCCAAAGUGACGGAGGAGGAGUGCAACUUGGCGCCCACCGGUGAUCUCAUCCGCAUCGGACAGUGCAGGUUCACAGUGUCCGACCUCUGCCGCAUGGAGAAGAUCGUUGCCGAGAAGCUCAACUUCAAGUCCAAAGCCAUCACUGCCUUAACUUUUCUGCACUUGUACCACCAGAUAGCACUUUCCCACUCCACAGACAGGAAGGAGAAACUGAGCCUAGAGAAACUAGAAGCUCAACUCAAAGCCUGCCUGUGCCGGAUCUCCUUCUCUAAAGCAAAGCCGUCCGUCCUAGCCUUGUCUCUCCUGAGGCAGGAGAUCGAAGGCGUUCAGUCGGAGGACAUGUUGGAAAUAGCCUAUCACAUCCAGAGACACCUAAAGAUUACGGACGGCGAGCUGCUGCUAUGGAGUGAGCGUGUGGCUCGGUGUCUGUCGGACUACGCCUCCCCUGAAUGCAGCAAACCCAAUCACAAGAAGCUGCAGUGGAUCGUGUCGCGACGGACUGCCCAGAACCUGCACAGCUACCGCGUUGUCCCUGAGUUGCCCACCAUCCCAGAGGGCUGCUGGGAUGAGAGCGAGAGUGAGGACUCGUGUGAGGACAUGAUGAGUUCCGGUGAGGAGUCUCUCAGCAGUUCCCUGGGCAGCGACGCUGAAGGGCCCUUCUUUCCUUUGCACCUCCGCCACCAAAAACACCGCCAACCCCUCCACGCCUGACGCCUCCCUGUGCUUUGCCGCCUCCCCCCCCUUUUAACUUCUUUACCUGAAGUCUUUAAUUUAUUGUUUAAUAAUCUCCGGUGCUGGUGGAGAAUCGCACAACAACUGGCAGCUGAGCAGUCUUCCUGGUAGAUUUGGUAGAUUUUAGUCUGUGGAUGUGUUGGUGCAUGUUAAGAUGUCACAUUCCAGGGUGCAAGAUUAAUGCGUAGUUAGAUAAAAUUUGGUCGACGUGACGCAGUGUCUGGUCUUUAAGGUGCUGAGCUACAAUGAGACACUGCAGUCCGAUUCUCAGUUCAGACCAGAAAAGGUUCAUGUCAUCGACAAGAUAAUUUGCCAAAACGUGGUAUUUAUUUUAUAGAAUGUUUUUUUGUGCGUGACUGUUAUUGAUCUAAGACCGCUUUUAUUAAGGUCAAGGUGGUGUGAUCUUGAUGUACAGAAGCUGAGAGCAGCUGUGGUCGGUGGUCAAAACUUAAAUGUUCAAGUUAUGAAAGACCUUUAACAUAAGGUACAGAAAUAAGUCAAUUAUUCUGAGAUAAAGACACAGACGUCCUAAUCAGAACUAAAUUAUCUUUUUCUCUGGAUAACAGGGUUUAAAAGGUAAAUUUGUAGCAUUGUUUGUCAUUUCUUGAGAUCAUUACAUUGUGAGCAUGUCUGCUCUCAUCUUCUGUAGUCAAGUUUAAUUUGCACAGUUUUCUUUUUUAUCUCAUUUGAUGUGUCAGAAACUGUUCACUGAGUUGUUUAGAGCUCGACGUGUUUAGUCAGUCCUGGAUGUCACAGCAGGGUGACGUGCCUUGCUCAAAGGCAGCAGGGGGAGAGAUCUGAAUCAGUCAGUUGUUCUUCAGAUUCAAACCCUGCUGACAGACACCACAGGGUGUUCCGAAAAAACAAAAAACAAAAAAACAUUUAAUGAGUGUAAGUUGGUGGAUGUGUGUACGUAUGACCCUGGUUUAAAUUUAAAGUUGAUAACUUUUUAGGAUGAAGCUUAAAGUUUGGUGUUUUGAAACUGUUAUGUGAGAAUGCUGUAUGGAACAAAAUGUUGACAGUGUAAAAAAAAAA
Molecule: messenger RNA, 2247 nt
Organism: Sander lucioperca (pikeperch)
Lineage: Eukaryota; Metazoa; Chordata; Actinopteri; Perciformes; Percidae
Gene: ccng2
Product: cyclin G2
Exons: 8
Coding region: 187-1191 (334 amino acids)
Biological process (GO): regulation of cyclin-dependent protein serine/threonine kinase activity; mitotic cell cycle phase transition
Cellular component (GO): cytoplasm; cyclin-dependent protein kinase holoenzyme complex; nucleus
Molecular function (GO): cyclin-dependent protein serine/threonine kinase regulator activity
Source: RefSeq, a predicted model, not a curated record